Messenger RNA from Mandrillus leucophaeus (drill), 809 nucleotides. RefSeq names its product cytochrome b5. The record is from RefSeq and is a predicted model, not a curated record. Lineage: Eukaryota; Metazoa; Chordata; Mammalia; Primates; Cercopithecidae. The transcript is spliced from 6 exons. Gene Ontology annotation, cellular component: intracellular membrane-bounded organelle; mitochondrial outer membrane. Gene Ontology annotation, molecular function: heme binding.
GCGGGGAAUGUCCCGGGUGGAGCUGGCGGAGUCGCGCGCUCUGCUCCACCCGACGCGGCUGUGUGUGCUGGGCCUGGCUCGCGGCGAACCGAGAUGGCAGAGCAGUCGGACGAGGCCGUGAAGUACUACACCCUAGAGGAGAUUCAGAAGCACAACCACAGCAAGAGCACCUGGCUGAUCCUGCACCACAAGGUGUACGAUUUGACCAAAUUUCUGGAAGAGCAUCCUGGUGGGGAAGAAGUCUUAAGGGAACAAGCUGGAGGUGACGCGACUGAGAACUUUGAGGAUGUCGGGCACUCUACAGAUGCCAGGGAAAUGUCCAAAACAUACAUCAUUGGGGAGCUCCAUCCAGACGACAGACCAAAGUUAAGCAAGCCUCCGGAACCUUAAAGGCAAUGUUUCAAGGAAACUCUUAUCACUACUGUUGAUUCUAGUUCCAGUUGGUGGACCAACUGGGUGAUCCCUGCCAUCUCUGCAGUGGCUGUCGCCUUCAUGUAUCGCCUAUACAUGGCAGAAGACUGAAUACCUCCUCAGAAGCCAGCACAGGAAAACCUGCUUUGGUCACAGGAGAAAAGAAGCCAUUGCUAACUACUUCAACUGACAGAAACCUUCCCUUGAAGACAAUGAUUUUAAUAUAUCUCUUUCUCUUUCUUCUGACAUUAGAAACAAAACAAAAAGAACCGUCCUUUCUGCGCUCACAUUUUUCGAGUGUGCCUUUUUAUUCAUCUACUUUAUUUUGAUGUUUCCUUAAUAUGUAAUUUACUUAUUGUAAGCAUGAUCUUUUAAAAAUAUAUCUGGCUUUUAAAGUA